AUGGCACCGAGCAGUGAAGCAAACUCAGUCAACAGCACGGCAACCUCAGGCCCUGGAGAGGUUUAUAAGUGCCGCCACUGCGAAAAAACCUUCCGCAAUGGUCAGGCUCUGGGCGGCCACCAGAAUGCCCACCGCGGCGUUCAUAGGGGGGUCAUGAGGAGAAUAGCUAAUGCUAUGGGCUCCCUCAGGAGCCCACAGCAGCUGGCUGCUGGUCCCUCAUCGUUCGAAUCCGGUGAGGUCAAUCAGGUAGUCCACCUUAGAAGGACGACAGAACCGGAGAAGCCUCCAGAGGGUAAAACAAGAAUCUUUCUUGAAGAAUGGAGGGACAAAGCAGCUGCAGACUCGGAUUCAGAAAGAACAGUCUCUCAGUCAAUUGUUCCCAAGAGACCUUGUUAUAAGAGAAAAGGGGAAGAAGUGAUGAGUACUCCCCAUAAUAUAGAUUUGGACCUCAAAUUAGGUUUGUGA
Rosa rugosa (rugosa rose) is the source of this 465-nucleotide messenger RNA. RefSeq lists its product as uncharacterized. The transcript has a single exon. Gene Ontology annotation, molecular function: DNA-binding transcription factor activity. Bases 1 to 465 code for a protein of 154 amino acids. The record is from RefSeq and is a predicted model, not a curated record. NCBI's taxonomy places the organism in Eukaryota, Viridiplantae, Streptophyta, Magnoliopsida, Rosales, Rosaceae.